This is a messenger RNA of Cuscuta campestris, 1638 nucleotides long. The record is from the annotation of a GenBank genome assembly. NCBI's taxonomy places the organism in Eukaryota, Viridiplantae, Streptophyta, Magnoliopsida, Solanales, Convolvulaceae.
CUUGCGCUCCUUCAUUUUUCGCCAAAGUGAAAAGCCUCUUCUGUUUAUUGUCCCUCCAGGUCCAUUCUGCUUCCAGCCACCUGCGACCAUCAUCCGCAUCUCGCGAGCCGGCAACACCUAAUUCGCCGCCGUUCGCCCGUCAUCUUGCACUGAACGCGAUUAGCGUGCGUUUGCUCGACUUCAUCUCUCUGCAAAUCCACCGCUGCCCUAAGAUAUUAUCUUCCUCUUUCAAUAGUUUCAAGUUAUGGCUGUGAUUUUGAGACCUAUUUUUGCCUAAUGUUCGCACAGAAUCAAAUUGUUAGGGUACCAACUGGGCAUUUCAGAAUCAUUGAAGACUAAAUGUUAUGUCCUGCUAAAGAUUGUCGCAACCCCAAUGUCUCCAGUAAAAACAUAUUCACAUUUCACUCACCAGGCUGUUCUCAAACAUAGUUUAGUGGAACUUUUGCCAGAUGACAUUCAUAUUGGGUGCAAUGGAAGAGUUCACAUUGCGUUCACGGAGAAACUUUGGUGGAGGCCAAGGGGUUUGCUGGUUGAUCAGUUUGAUUCUAAAGAGGAUCUUAUAAAUGCUGUAAUGACAUCUUCUCUUAUUCCCGGAUAUCUUGCUCCAAGACCUGCCACAAUGUUCCGAAAUCGACUUUGCUUCGAUGGGGGUUUGACAUUAUUCAUGCCACCAACUUCUGCCUCUUAAACAGUAUAUUCUACUUUCUUCCCAUCUUGGAUUAUCUAUUUUCUUCCCUCUAUAAUUUGCAAUUUCAUAAGUAGGUAACAAAAAAUCUAAGCUUGUCAAGUGAAAGUAAAACUUGCCUGAAAUGACUGAAUUGACUUAAUGGACUGAAUUUGCUUAAAAUACAGUUAAAAAAUUGAAUUGGUAGAAUUUGCUAGACAAUCCUUCAAAUAUACAAUUUAAAACAUUUCCUGAUACAUGAAAGUAAAAUAAUACUCCCACCAUUCUUUAUUAAGUGUGUGUUUCACUUUCUAUGGCACCUAUGGUUAAUUAAGUUAUAGUGUAUAGUAGAAAUUCUGGCUGGUAAUGCUCGAAAGAACUGUAAUACCAAAUAUGCAAUUUGUAUCAUAUUUCUUCUUCAUUUCUUUUGUUAUUAAGGUCUGGAAAAGUUUCUGAAGCAAUAAAGAACUCUUUUAAAGCUUUAAAUAUAAACGAAACUCAUGUCCAAUAAAAAACUAUAUUAAAAGGUAAGAAAAUAAAAUACAAAACAAUGGUAAUCAUUUUCUAAUUAAACCAAAGCAAAAGUUAUAAGAGAACCGAUAAAUAAAUGUACUUUUGUUUGUCUUAUAAUAGCUGGAAGUCUUAAACCAUCUCUGUCUUUCUUGCCCCCAAAGAGUGAAAAGAAUGAAGAAAAAUAAACUGUGAUCUACUGCAGCAAAACUUACAGGUAAACCUAUAGAGAAAAGUAUGCUAUAUAUAAAACCUAAGAGAAAUUCUAAGAUAAUUAAGAAUUCUAUGGAGUAUUUAAACAAAUUUACUGAAUAGAUGAAAAAUUUUGAAUCUCCCAUGUUGAGGAGACGAAGAGAUGGAGGCUCCCAAAAUCCUCUACACGCACAAAAAUGAAAGUGACCAUAUAUUGAGAAUGAAAGGGAAAAAAUAGCUUCCCUGACCAAAAAUAUAGUAAUGGGUGAAGU